GCGGCGGGCGCCGGACCCCCAGGCGGAGCGCCGGGCCCCGGGGCGGAGCGGCGGGCACCGAGUCACCAGGCACGACACGGGCAUCGGGUCACCAGGCAUCAGGUCAUUUGGCUCGACAGCGGGCACUGCGUCAUCUGGCAAGGCAGUGGGCUCCGAGUCAACUGGUAUGACCCGCGGGCACUGGGUCAGACAUUGGAUCGUCUGGCUGGACAGCGGGCAUCGGGUCACCAGGCAUCAGGUCAUUUGGCUUGCCAGCGGGCACCGCGUCAUCUGGCAAGGCAGUCGGGCUCUGAGUCAAUUGGCAUGACCGCUGGCACUGGGUCAGACAUUGGAUCGUCUGGCUGGACAGCGGGCAUCGGGUCACCAGGCAUCAGGUCAUUUGGCUCGCCAGCGGGCACCGCGUCAUCUGGCAAGGCAGUGGGCACCGAGUCACCAGGUACGACAGCGGGCUCUGAGUCAAUUGGCACGACAGCGGGGCACCGGAUCAUCUGGAUCAACAGCGGGCAUCGAGUCAACUGGCCUAAUAGGAUCAUCAGGCUGGAUCAGUUCAUCAUGCUGGGUAGAGGCAUC
Molecule: messenger RNA, 570 nt
Organism: Staurois parvus
Lineage: Eukaryota; Metazoa; Chordata; Amphibia; Anura; Ranidae
Source: the annotation of a GenBank genome assembly